This is a messenger RNA of Leishmania mexicana MHOM/GT/2001/U1103, 345 nucleotides long. RefSeq lists its product as hypothetical. The annotation marks the transcript as partial. The record is from RefSeq and is a predicted model, not a curated record. NCBI's taxonomy places the organism in Eukaryota, Euglenozoa, Kinetoplastea, Trypanosomatida, Trypanosomatidae. The transcript has a single exon.
CCUCUGGCAGUGGUGCUGCGUCGGUCUGGUCGCUUUCAGUGCCGUGCCACAGUGCGGUACUACAAGGCCCGCGUCACGGCGGAGCCGUGUGCCGCCAUAGCCGGUCUCGAUGCAGCUGUCUUCAGUUUUGGACGUGGGGAGCGCUGUGGCAAGGCGCCGGAGAAGCUGGCUCGCAGCGAUCAGAUCUUCGACCACCUCAUCCUAGCCACAGCCGUGUCUGCGACGGAGUGGGCAGAGCGCUACCAGUGCGUUUCUGAUUUCAACGAGCUAGUGACCGCGGUGCAGAAGGAACUGCCUUCGCGACGCUCGCUGAGGCUGCUGCCAGCCCCGUGCUGGUGGUUGUGA